UUGUCCAUGAUAAAGGGUCUAAUAUGAUUAGAGCAAUGAAUCUUACUAACUUUUUGCACAUAAACUGUUCCGUACAUCAGCUUCAACUUUGUAUUAAAAAUGCUUUAAACUUAAAAGAAAUUCAAGGGCUUAUUGCGACUAACAGGAAACUAGUCUCACAUUUCAAUCACUCACUUUUGGCAAAGGAAAAGCUGAGUAAUAUACAAAAAAACAAGCUGAACCAAAAACCUCUUGGUGUAAUACAGGAUUGUCCAACCAGAUGGAAUAGUACAUAUUAUAUGAUGGAAAGAUUAUUGAAAAUUAAAGACUCAAUAAUAUUGUAUCUUAACAACUACGAGCAACUUUCCAUAACUCUCGAUGAUUGGAAAAUAAUGGAAAAAUGUGUAAACAUCUUAAAACCUUUUGAGGAGGUUACUCGAGAACUUAGCAGUUCAACUAUUUCGAUUUCGUCGGUUAUACCAUUAAUACACAUUCUCACAUCUAAAUUAAAUAAAGAAAAAUCAUUGGAAAGCGGUCCACCUUAUGUAGCCAAAAUAAUUGAAACGCUUAUGUAUGAGCUGAAUUUCAGAUUUUCUGAUUUAAGACAAACACCAAUAUUUUCAAUAUCAACAUAUUUGGAUCCAAGAUACAAACUAAAGUUUUUUGGCGAGGAUGAUAAAAAUAAGAUUCGCUCUGAACUUGUAAAAUUAAUACAUCAAAAUUAUUCCGAUGUUGAAGUGUGCAAUUCUUCAACAAAAAUAACAGAGAAAACUACUUUAAUAGCUAAUGACAACGACGCAGGUCCCCAUAACGCUUCAUCACAAAUACAAGCUGAUAUAGAAAUGUUUUUAAAUGAAGACAGCAGUGAUAUUGAAUACGAAGUGGAUGAAAUAUUAACAGUUUCUGAAAUAAACGAGAUAUUAAAAGAAUAUGAUAAGGAACGAAAAGUUCACAUUUCCCAAGACCCACUACUAUGGUGGAAAAAAAACUGUUUAAAAUAUAAAAUUUUAGUUCCGGUAGUACGUCAGUUUCUAUCCACUCCCCCCGGAAGUGUUCCUAGUGAACAAUUAUUUAGUGGAGCUGGAUUAAUAUAUGAUACUCGACGCUUCAAUCUUAAAAACACUCAAUAUAUACCACCUACAAUAGUUUUUCGUGAACGCAAAUUAUUUAAUUGUUCUACAAAAAAUGAAAACGAAACAGUUGCACAAUGGUAUGCCCAAGUGAAAACAUUAGCUCUCAAUUGUAAAUUUGGAAGACACUUGGAUGCAUUCGUUUUAAAUCAAUUUAUUGUGGGUUUGUCAAACUACAUUUAUGAGAGGCUUUGUGAAGAAGACGAAAGCUUGACUAUUGAAACUGCUCUGAAAAAGGCACUAAUCAUGGAAACGAAGAAUUCAACUAAAAAUCAAAUAAGAAAUCCACAAAUGCAACAAGUAAUACAACAACAACAAGAACCUCAACAACAUCGGGACACUGAAGUACAAGAGGAGUUAACCAAUGACCAAUCUGAGGGGAGAACGGAAAUAAAUACUAAGACACAAACUAACUCAGACCACGUAUUGGAGGUAAAGUAG
Molecule: messenger RNA, 1550 nt
Organism: Lucilia sericata (common green bottle fly)
Lineage: Eukaryota; Metazoa; Arthropoda; Insecta; Diptera; Calliphoridae
Product: zinc finger BED domain-containing protein 4-like
Exons: 4
Coding region: 24-1550 (508 amino acids)
Molecular function (GO): protein dimerization activity
Source: RefSeq, a predicted model, not a curated record